AUGGUCAUCACUUUUCCAGUUUCCCACAAAUGUUGUCCAGAACAGAUAAAUUCUUGCUGCAGGGUAACUUUGGUGAACAGCAGCAAAUUCCUAGUUACCUUCUCCAAUACAGAUACAUUCAGAAACUUGUGCUUCAUUCAUGUGAUCAACGAAAUGAGAAUGCCUGCUCUAGUUGGCGCAGCGAUGUUGCUGCUGCUGUUGCUGCUGAGGGGCAGCAUAACACUGGCGGCAGCAGCAAGUUCCGUGAACAUCGCUUUGCCCGGCUGCAAGAGCAAAUGCGGCGAUGUGGACAUCCCCUACCCCUUCGGCACCACCCCCGUCUGCUACCGGCCUGGCUUCAUGGUCACCUGCAAUGAGACGCACAGCCCACCGAAGCUGUUCCUGGACAAUGGUGCCAGUCCCGGUCCUGGCCCUGAGGUUGUCGAGAUAUCUCUGGCGAACAGCACGGUGCGUGUCGGGAGCUGGGUUUCACACUUCGUCGCCGGCAACACGAGCCACGUGCAGCUGGCCUUCAGCCGCGGCUCCCCCUUCGUGCUGUCGGCCAAGGCGAACAGCCUCGUCAUCAUGGGGUGUGGCUUCCGUGUCCUCCUGCACAUCGUUGACGGGUGGACAUAUGGCUCCUGCGCGUCCUUCUGUCCGAUCAAUAACAGCACCGGCGAGCCGUUCUUGCCCGAUGUCGUGUGCAACGGCAUCGGCUGCUGCCAGCCGUCCAUUCCGAUUGGCCUUCGGUCCUGCCGUAUCGAGCUCUCCUCGCUCGACGGUGCUGGCAGGUGCCCGACCGCGCCGUCCCCGUCCCCAGCCCCGGCUCCAGCGUUCAACGCGAGCGUGCAUAUGGUGGAGCAGGAGUGGUGGAGUGACGGGUCACACGUCUAUGGUCUUCAGCAAUACUUCAUGGACCUCCUGUCUUACCCUGACAUGAGCCCGUUCUUCGUUCCUGCCAUUGCAGCCUGGGGGUUGGGCGAGUUAUCCUGCGAAGAGGCCGCCCGGAGGCCAGAUUUUGGGUGCCGCAGCAAGAACAGUGUGUGCCUCAACUCCACAAAUGGCGCCGAAGGCUAUGUCUGCCGGUGCAGUGAUGGCUACCAGGGCAAUCCAUACAUGACAAAUGGAUGCCAAGGAGGGCGAGGUCGUCUAGCAGCUGGAAUAAUUUUCUCCAUAGGAGUUGGCAGCGGCAUAAUUAUUUUGCUUCUAGUUCUUGCUGUCGCCUUUGCAAUAAAAAAGGUCAAGGAUCAGAAAGCAAAAAGGAUGAAGGAAUAUUUCUUCAAGCAAAACCGUGGGUUAUUGCUCCAGCAGUUAGUAGACACAGAUAUAGCUGAAAGGAUGAUUUUCAGCUUAGAAGAGCUUGAGACAGCAACGAAUAAAUUUGAUGAAGCUCGCAUUCUCGGUGGUGGAGGGCACGGCACAGUGUACAAAGGCAUUUUAUCAGACCAACAUGUCGUUGCUAUAAAGAAGUCCAAAACCGUAAUCAAAAGAGAGAUCGACGAGUUCAUAAAUGAAGUUGCCAUCCUUUCUCAAAUCAAUCACAGGAAUGUGGUAAAGCUGUUUGGUUGCUGUCUCGAGACAGAAGUUCCAUUGCUAAUCUACGAGUUCAUUUCGAAUGGUACCCUCUAUGCCCAUCUUCAUACUGAUGGUCCUCAAUCACUAUCAUGGAAAGACAGAUUACGAAUUGCAUUUGAAGUUGCAAGUUCUUUGGCCUAUCUUCACUCGGCUGCUUUGAUAUCAAUAAUCCACAGGGACAUCAAGACAUCUAACAUACUGCUAGAUGAUCGCUUGACGGCAAAAGUGUCAGACUUUGGCGCUUCUAGAGGUAUUGCAAUCGACCAAUCAGGGGUAACAACUGCCAUCCAAGGAACUUAUGGAUAUCUGGAUCCUGAGUACUACUACACAGGCCGACUGACGGAGAAGAGCGAUGUUUACAGCUUCGAUGUCAUGCUUGUGGAACUACUUACAAGAAAAAAACCAACCGGCUACGUGCCAUCAGAAGGCGUCAGUCUAGUAGCACACUUCAUGUUGCUGUUGAACCAAGAUAGACUGAAGGAAGUACUAGAUUCACAGGUUUCCCAGGAGGCUGGGGACGAAGCCAAGGAAGUAGCGGCAAUCGCAGCAAUGUGCUUGGGGAUGAAGGGGGAAGACAGGCCGACCAUGCGGUACGUGGAAACGAAACUCCAGGGGCUGCAGAGUUUGGAGAACACCGUGAAGGCCGACCCAGAAAUGGAAGAAGUUCCGGUUAAACUACGUCACAGAACAUUUGAAAGAAGCAGAGACAAUGCUGAUAAGGAGGGUCACAGUAACAGCAGGCGAUAUAGCAUGGAGGAGGCGAUGUUGUUUUCAGCGAGCUUGCAGCGAUGA
Molecule: messenger RNA, 2346 nt
Organism: Triticum turgidum subsp. durum (durum wheat)
Lineage: Eukaryota; Viridiplantae; Streptophyta; Magnoliopsida; Poales; Poaceae
Source: the annotation of a GenBank genome assembly